Messenger RNA from Perkinsus marinus ATCC 50983, 543 nucleotides. RefSeq lists its product as hypothetical. The record is from RefSeq and is a predicted model, not a curated record. Gene Ontology annotation, biological process: proteolysis. Bases 1 to 543 code for a protein of 180 amino acids. The transcript has 5 exons. NCBI's taxonomy places the organism in Eukaryota, Perkinsozoa, Perkinsida, Perkinsidae. Gene Ontology annotation, molecular function: aspartic-type endopeptidase activity.
AUGGUGAUGCAUUCUGUUGCUUUCUUAUGCGUCGUCAGUUACCAUCAGUCGUAUACUGAGGGCUCUAGUAUAGAAGGGUACUGGUUUGAGGACUAUGUUAGUCUGGAUGACCACGAUGAGCUCAACCCUGCGGUGAUGACGAAGUUAGGGUGUCAUACCAGCGAGAAUAAACUUUUCUACACGCAGAAGGCCAAUGGUAUUAUGGGGAUGGCACCAUCCAGAGGUGGUGGCCGAACGGUUCUGGAGACUCUCUUUGAUUCUAAGGAGAAUCCCGUCGAUAAGAGCCUCUUCUCCAUGUGUUUGGCUACCUGGGGUGGGCAACUCGUUGUCGGCGGUUACAAUGCGACGAGGCAUACGUCUUCGGUCAGCUGGGCUCCUAUGAGCACCGAUCGAGGCUACUACUACAUCAGCAUUCAGUCGCUAGGUGUGUACCCAGAGGACCAACCCUCUACUGUGAAGGCAGUGACUGGGGCUAAGGAAAUAUCCACCGACCAAGCGAGUUUCGGUGAUGCCAUGGUGGACUCCGGGACGACAUAUACGUAG